GCCCCGCCGGGCCUCUCGGCCUCUCUGGCCGUAGGAACUGAAAGUAUCUAGGUCAGGGUUGUAACACCUAACAGAGUCCCCCCAGAGUGGGCCGGCUGGCGGGCGGGCUUAGCGCGGCCCCCGAGGCAACGGCGGCGCGGGCAGCGGCUGUGAGGGAAGCCCCGGGGGGCGACAAUCCUCCUCCCCCUCGCUCUCGCUCUCGCUCACGCCGGGCCCAUGGCCUUGGGGAGGCCGCGGCGAGGGCGCGGGCUGGGGCGCGGGCGGGCGCGGCACUGACAGGCAGGCAGCCAGGCCCCAGGCAGGGCAGGCAGAGGCCGCACUAGCUGCUGCGGGCUCGGGCUGUAGGGCUGCUGGGAGGAGGAGGAGGAGGCGGCCCUGGGGGAAAGAUGAGCGCCCAGCUGGAGGAGAAGGAGCAGCAGGAGAGGCUGAGGGAGGCCGCGGCCCUGGGGGACAUCCACGAGGUGCAGAAGUUGGUGGAGAGCGGGGUGGAUGUGAACUCCCAGAAUGAGGUCAACGGCUGGACCUGUUUGCACUGGGCAUGCAAGCGAAAUCAUGGUCAGGUGGUCUCUUACCUGCUAAACUCAGGAGCUGACAAAGAGAUUCUUACUACAAAAGGAGAAAUGCCAGUCCAACUGACAUCAAGAAGAGAUAUCAGGAAAAUUAUGGGAGUGGAAGAUGAUGAUGAUGACCUUCCAGAGCUGAAGAAAGAUUCAGAACUGCCCUUUGUUCCCAAUUAUUUGGCUAACCCCCCUUUCCCUUUUACCUAUACCACCACCACAUCAGAUGGUUCAGCUCAACUGCAAAAUGGGAGGUCCUCCACACCUCCAGCAUCACCUCCAGCAGAUCAUUCACUUCCCUCAGUACCACCUGGUGAAACAUCUCGUCUAGGGUCCUUUUCACAUGACCAUACCUCCUUGGCAAUCGUCCAGAAUGGGGAUAUGUCUGUCCCCUCUGCCAUAUUUAGAAAACCAGAAAGCACAAAACCUGGGCCUGUUUGUCAACCACCUGUGAGUCACAAUCGCUCCUUAUUCUCUCCUGUCACACCCAAGCCACCAGUGUCUCUGGAUCAACAGAAUGGGACUUUUACAGGACCAACACCAGCAUUCCAGCCAUUUUUCUUCACUGGAGCUUUUCCAUUUAAUAUGCAAGAGCUGGUACUUAAGGUGAGAAUUCAGAAUCCAUCUCUUCGAGAAAAUGACUUCAUUGAGAUUGAACUUGAUCGACAAGAACUCACCUACCAGGAACUGCUCAGAGUGAGUUGCUGUGAACUGGGGGUUAAUCCAGAACAAGUGGAGAAGAUCAGAAAGUUACCAAAUACUCUGUUAAGAAAGGACAAAGAUGUCGCCAGGCUUCAAGAUUUCCAAGAGCUAGAACUGGUUCUAAUGAUAAGUGAAAAUAACUUUCUGUUCAGAAAUGCUGCAUCAACACUGACUGAAAGGCCUUGCUAUAAUAGGAGAGCUUCCAAACUGACUUACUAACAGCAUCAGGGAUCCUUACCACUGAGUAUUGGGAUGAUCCAAGUCAUUUCCUAACCAAGGACAGACCGUUGAUCUAAAAAUCAAGGCUAAUGCCCUCAUUUCUGCACAGUUACCUGAGAGGGUCACAGGUACCCCAGCACAGUGCAUACUAACACAGUUCUGCCCUACAGCCCUCAAUGACAAUUGCAGAGCAGAUUCAUUAACCUGUUCUGACCAAGUAGAAACCCCUACCCCACAAGCAGUGGUGCUGCUCUUCCUUGUCUCUUGGUGCACAAACUCCUUGCUUAAAGCUUCAAAUUUCUGAAAAGUUGCCCAGAGAGACAAAAAUCUAAAGGUUUCUUUAUCUGCAAAUUGAAGGAUUUCCCAGGCAAAGGGACAAGGGUGGAACUUAUUCCUAUACCAGAUUCUUAAAUACUCCUUUGAUGAGAGGUAAUGCUCCUUUUCUGGUGGUGAAUGCACACAGCUCCCAUUUAGUAUGAGCUAAAUGGAAUAGGGCCUGGCCCAAAAAAAUCUGUCUGGCAGAGGACAGCAUUUCAAAGCUUCAGUAUAUGUUGGGGGCACGUACAGGUACUAGACAGAUGAAUUUAUGUGACUUGCAGGUAUAAGGUAAUGUAUUCAUAAAUGUUACUCAGGUUAAAGGUAUUUAAGGCUACAGUAUAACAUACCCUAGUUGUAAAUAUGCUGUUGACCAAACUAUCUUCCCUCCUGGUUUCCUUUGUAAAAACCCAUUUAUAACCGCUUGUCUGUUCACAGUAUGAAAAUCAUUGCCUAGAAAAUCGGUCUCUCAGCAUUCCCUUCUUAGUGGUCACUAGAGGUCUCUCUAAUGCUUCCUAAAAGAACAACCAGAUUUUUUUACUUCAUGAAGCAAUUACUGUCAUCGACAUGCUUAAUUUCAACAUGUAAAAGAGCCCAAAUGCUGCAGUCCCAAGGUCUCCACCUUCAUUUUCCAUUGAAAAGCAAUUUUAAGGCUGUUCUGUUGCUAUUUUGAAGGCUAUUGUGAAAAACAUGGCAGAAAAGGGGUUAGCAUCUUUAUUUUUAUAUCAAAAAUAAAGGUUGUUUUAAAAUUAUUAGAAUUUCUAUGCAACUCAAAACUCUGUUGCUUUUGUAAGCAAAUUAUGUUGGGUCUUUGAGUUUUGUGUUUUUCUACUUAAAGCCAAUUGUAAGCCUCACAUGACCUUCUGGAAUAAGUUAAUUGAGAAAAACUGAUUAAACUCUUAUGCGUGGCAUAAGAAUUUUUUAAUGGAUUAAUUCAAGAUUCUUUUUUCUUCGAAUAACUUUAGUGCUAAAGAAAAGCUACUGUCUUGUUUGAACUAACAGCUUAACUUCAGAAAUAAGAAUUAGCACACUUAAACAAGAUGGUGGGGGACAGGAAGCCAGCUGUUGAGUGGCAUCCCUGCUGUCUUAGGAAGCUUUUUUCCCCAUAGUGCCUAUAGUUUCCAAAGAAACUUAACUUCCUAACUGUGUUAAUUUUAUUGGAACACUACAAUUUAGUGAGAAUGUACAAAAAAUGUCAGUGGAAUAGAAUGUUGUCCUGAGGUAAUGGCCUCCUGCUGCUACCUAAAUGCUAAAGCUGGGUUGAGGUGUUUUUCAAGGCCAGCUUAAUCCUAUGUCAAUCUGUUGUGCAACUAAAAUUCCUGUCCUACCAAAUUACAGAUUGUGACUUACCCUUAUACUAGGUGUUUGUAUAGUAGAAUGAAGGUUAUUUAUUACUUACCUACUUUCUCCUAAGUGGUUUAAGGUAGAGACCUCCUUUGUGCUUCAACCAACUGGAAAGUAAAUUUAUCUAAAAAUACUAACCCUUCUUUGUUUUCUUUGGAAAAAGAUUGAAUGAACAUUAUACUGAUAUGAUUCAGGCCAGGUCUCUAGUAGAGGAAACAAGCCUAUGAUUAUUUCACCUCAAACCACUUGGAAUAAAAGUCUUCCAGCUAUUUGUGGUAGGAGUUGGUGGCUGGAUAUAUAUUUCCAAUGUAGUGACAGGUAGAUACAACCCAGUUCUUGCCUUCAGUGAGCUCUGAAAGUAGUCAAAACAAAGGGACUUGGGGACCCAAAGGUUUAUUAUUGGCCUUGUCUAGACUUACCCUAAACUGAUCUCUUCCGAAAACUUGUAUAUGGUCAGUUGGCUAAAACUCACAUUUAGCAUCUGAAUUAUAAUGCAGAGUUGCUGGUAGGUGAGUUUAAUGUCUUAAUCUAUGCAUUCAGAGAAAUAUUUUUAUAUGCUUUGUGUAAUUUAUAACAAGGAUUUUUUUUAGCUUUGUUAACUGUGAAUCUCCCCCAACUGCAUAAUUAAAGCAUGUGUUCACACCAUGUAUAAACAUCAGAAGGUUUUUCUCUUCAUGCAUUGCUGACUAUUUAAACAUAACAAGUAUUAUUAAAAUUAAAUAUUAACUGCCUGAA
Messenger RNA from Monodelphis domestica (gray short-tailed opossum), 3872 nucleotides. RefSeq names its product ankyrin repeat domain 40 (gene ANKRD40). Lineage: Eukaryota; Metazoa; Chordata; Mammalia; Didelphimorphia; Didelphidae. Gene Ontology annotation, molecular function: protein binding. The record is from RefSeq and is a predicted model, not a curated record.